GGCGGAAUAUACCAUUAUUUUGAAAAGGGGUGGUGUCAUCCUUUUAAAUGCAGAAAUUCCAAUUUAAUCAAUAUUUUAUGGGAAGAUAAUGUUUUUUCUGAAAGAAAGUAUUACUAUUUCAUGUCGAUAGAUUUUGAAGGUGGUGAUGCAUGCAUAUUGUACCACUGCAUCGGCAUCCGGUGAUCCCGAAAUUGUCCACUUGCACUUAACUCAUGUUGUUUCCUGGGAACAGUAAAUAAACCGAAGUUGCGAGGAGAAUUUGAUCUACUAAAUGAGGCGAAAUUGAACAGAAAAAAAGCAUGAGCCCACCCAGUGGUCAAAUAAUUACAUAAAUUAAAAAGAAUGACAGUCUUCGCUCUGUUUUAAAAAAGUAGUGGUGGGUAAGGCAUCAGUACGGGACUGGCGUCAGUUGGCGUCUGAUCGCUGGACCUCACCGAUCUGAUUCUGGCUCGGUGGCUUGCGAUCAUGUCACAGAAUAGCGUGAUGGUGAACAUUAAGCUGUCAGUGUGUGCAGUCAACGUAUCAUUGAUUAACAAAGAAACUGUGUGUCUGUGUGCUGCCAGGGACGACAAAUUGAGAAAUCAGAACCAAGUGAAGGGGAAAGUGAUGCGUGUGUGAUAUAACUUGAAAGAACUUCGCGUGACUGCUUCGAUUGACGGGGCAGUAGAAUCAAAAUGUUGAGUUCUUUGGCUCGUGGCAGUAGUUCCUGGACGGGAGAGGUGAACUUAGAUGCUAAAUCACAGAUUGCAGCGGCUGAAAAAGCUGUGAAAAUUGGACCAACUGAACAUCAUAAACAUGGAGUCACAGUCACACCUCGAACAUGGAGUAGUCGAGCAUCUAACAGGGACAUUCUGCUAUGCAACCAAACACUGUUUCAGUUGAUAAAACCACUGGAUGUCUUGGUCUGCCAAGAACAUACUUGACCAGGAAAGGACCACUGCUACUCUUCACAGCACCUGAGAACACAUCUGAAAAAAAACAACCUCCACAAACAUUACCCAAGAAAUUGAAUCAGCAAAAGCUUAUAGACCUGAGCCUUAAACUGGGGACACUGGAGCGAUUAACUUUGUCUGUCUUACAAUAUGGUGACAUGAAUUUUGAUCGUGAGAACUGCAGUGUAACAGACAAAGAAAACCGCUGGGUACUGAAAUUUUUGCAUGAUCUGGACAAGAAUGAAUCUAAUGCAUCUCAGCCUAUGGUUGACAGGCAUGUCCAGCCUGGGGAAGACCUCAGAUUCUACCUCAGGGACCUUAAACAAAGAGCUAGCACAAGAGCAUAUGGCCAAGAGAGGUGCUUGUCCAGUCGUGCUAGGUCUCAAGAACUGAGAGAGAUUCUGCAACAGCUAGAAGAUGCAUUGCCACUGUCCUGUUCUCAGCCUGCAUCUCAGCCUCCAGCAUGUCAUGCUGAUGGCUCACAAUCCAGCCUAGAUGAGUUCUUUUACUCCUAUUCUCCUAUCAGCUCUGAAUCAUUCAGAACCCAUCAUCAGCAAGAGUACUGUCCAGUCGCAAGCUAGCAGCAUCCCUCAAAUCUGCCAAUUACCUUGGGCGACCAUCGUCAUCUGAUGUGGGAGAAGCUUACAAAUUCACACCUCCCAACGUUGAUUAUGGCCAGCAAAACAGGCAAGCAGUUAGAGGUCACCGCAUUAAAUCAGCCACCUGGACAAGGUUUUCAGGAAGCACAGAAGUACCAAACCGUCCCAAGUCCUCCCACUAUUUUGGCAGAGGACAGUCUGGUGGCUCUCAACACUUGAUGACAUCUCCUGACCUAGAGGGCAUUCAGCAGAAAAAUCUCAGUGUUCCAGUUAUUGAAGAGGAGACAGGCAGUCCAGUGACAGAAAAUGAGGAAGAACAUCACAUCAGCGUGCAUUUAGACUCAGACACAGGAUAUACAGAAGCAAGUGAGCACCUAGCUGUGGGGCAUGGCAAGGAAGGGGAAACAGAAUAUGACC
Molecule: messenger RNA, 1948 nt
Organism: Pomacea canaliculata
Lineage: Eukaryota; Metazoa; Mollusca; Gastropoda; Architaenioglossa; Ampullariidae
Exons: 7
Coding region: 857-1513 (218 amino acids)
Source: RefSeq, a predicted model, not a curated record